AUGGUAGCAGAAGAGAUUUCUGAUUCAGGGAUACCAAGAAAAAUCGAAAAUGUACAGGAAAUCAUGACUAAAUGCCAGUGUUGGGUGAAGAAAGAUGACGAUGAACGCUUAGCUGAAAUUUUAUCGAUAAAUACAAGAAGAUCACCUCCAAAGUUUUAUGUACAUUAUGUUAAUUACAAUAAACGUCUGGAUGAAUGGAUCGAUGUCGAUCGAAUAAAUUUAGAUAAGGAAGUCAUCUUCCCUAGACCUCCUGAUCUUUCAGAGGAUGCAAUAAAUAAACAGAAAAAGAAGAAGAAGAAGUCACCUACAACUUCGUUAUCGAGUAGUGUAGAACCAGGUGCAUCGCGAGGUGUUACGCCUGAUAAUACAGAUGUUAUGGAUCUUGACAACUUGAAUGUCCAAGGUGUUAAGCAUGAAGAUAUAUCUCAAGAAGAUGAAAUUAAAAAAUUAAGAACAUCUGGUUCAAUGACGCAAAAUCCUCAUGAAGUUGCUCGUGUUAGGAAUUUAAAUAAAAUUAUCAUGGGUGAACAUGAAAUUGAGCCAUGGUAUUUUUCACCAUAUCCUAUCGAAUUGACAGAUGAAGAUGUUGUAUAUAUUGAUGAUUUCAGCUUACAGUAUUUCGGUUCACGAAAACAAUAUGAAAGGUAUAGAAAAAAAUGCACACUACGACAUCCACCAGGGAAUGAGAUAUAUAGGGAUGAUUAUGUUUCUUUCUUUGAAAUAGAUGGUAGGAAGCAAAGGACAUGGUGUAGAAACCUCUGUCUUUUGUCCAAGCUAUUCUUAGAUCAUAAGACUUUGUACUAUGAUGUCGAUCCAUUUUUAUUCUAUUGUAUGACCAGAAGGGACGAAUUGGGUCAUCAUUUCGUGGGAUAUUUUUCUAAAGAAAAGGAGUCAGCAGACGGAUACAAUGUGGCAUGUAUCUUGACUUUACCUCAGUAUCAAAGAAUGGGGUACGGUAGACUAUUAAUUGAAUUUUCAUAUGAGCUUUCGAAGAAGGAACAUAAAGUUGGAUCACCUGAAAAACCAUUGUCAGAUUUAGGUUUAUUGUCAUACAGGGCAUAUUGGGCAGAUACAUUACUGGUCCUUCUGGUUGAACAUGGUCAAGAAAUUACUAUAGAGGAGAUAAGUUCCAUUACAUCGAUGACCACAACGGAUAUUUUACAUACAGCUAAAACAUUGAAUAUUUUGAGGUACUAUAAGGCACAACAUAUACUGUACCUCAGCAAAGAUAUUGCUGACAGAUAUAAUGAAUUACAAAGGAAAAAAGAAGAAGAAUUGAUCCAAAGAAGCUGGUUUGGAAGCCACCAGUCUUUACUGCUUCCCAAUUACGUUUUGCAUGGUGAAUUAUUCUAUUGUAAUAUUGUAUUCACGUCUGCAUUAUAUGGCCGGUUAUUAAUCUUAGAUAACAGACCAUAG
Naumovozyma dairenensis CBS 421 is the source of this 1416-nucleotide messenger RNA. RefSeq names its product NuA4 histone acetyltransferase complex catalytic subunit ESA1 (gene ESA1). The transcript has a single exon. Gene Ontology annotation, biological process: regulation of DNA-templated transcription. Gene Ontology annotation, molecular function: histone acetyltransferase activity. The record is from RefSeq and is a predicted model, not a curated record. NCBI's taxonomy places the organism in Eukaryota, Fungi, Ascomycota, Saccharomycetes, Saccharomycetales, Saccharomycetaceae. Bases 1 to 1416 code for a protein of 471 amino acids.